UAUAUAUAUAUAUAUAUAUAUAUAUAUAUAUAUAUAUAUAUAUGUAUAUGUAUAUGUAUGCUUUAUGAAUUUUUAUUGUAAUGGAUUUGUUAUUAUUCAAUAUUUGGAAGUUUAUAUGAAUGUUUGAAUAACACAGUGGUGUCUUUUGCGGUGCUCAGACAGUUUUGCUUUAAAAGAGUAAUAAAAUAUUUGGUCACUAAAUAAAUAUGUCCUGGUGUAUUUCCUAGUUUGAUAAGAUGAAUCUGCUUGUUUUGGUUCUAAUAAAAGCUACGAUCACUAUGAUACAAGGAAAAUGUAGUCCAUAAAUGAUACCUUUAGUUCAAAUCCACUGAGUUUUCUCACAACAACUUUAAUACGUCAGUCUGAGCAUCAUUAACUUUAGAUUAUUUAUUGAAUACAUUUUAAUUUGGGAGGUAGAAUAAACCUUGUAUAGAAUUAAAUCCUUUAAAACUAUCCAUUUUGUUUAAAAAUAUUAGAAUGAAUGAAGUCAUUGGUUCAGGCCAGGAGAAAAACAGGAUGUGGGAUAUCACUGUGUGUUGGCAAGAUUACUGAUCUAUCAGAAGUACCUGUCUUGUGUGUUUUGAAUAACAGCUUAUGGAAACUCUAUUUGCUGUGUUCCUAUUAAUUUAGAUAACAUGUUUUAUUAGACUGUAUAACAGUAGAGCUGUAUCGUUACACUCCCAGUGUUAUCUAUUAGUCUUUGUCAUAGAGAGAUUAGAAUAAGAGCUAUGAGUUUAACUUACAUUAAUGAUAAGCCAUAGCAGACAAGUAGUUCAAUAGCAGUUAAGUAGUUCAAUUAAAAGCUGUUGCAAAGAAUUACACAAAGUGAAGUUACAAAAGAUAACCGAGUUUCCCAAUCUUUCCCAGUGUGUAUGUGUGUGUGUGAGAGGGAGAGUCACCUGAAUGAAUCAUUUAGCAGACACUUGUCCAGAGUGACUUACAAAACAUGCGAACAGUUGAAGGUGCAGUGCUCCAAAGCACCUAGCAAAUCUGCAAGGAAUCAUUAUCUGAAAGAUAAAAGACAAAAUGUUAGUUUGUACAAGUGCUAAGUGGUAACAAAAAGACCAUAACACAGUAAUUAAUACUCAAAGCAAUUGUUGCUAGGUAAGUGCAGAAAGAAUAAAAUAUUAUUAUAGAUACAGUCUGAAGAGGAAGGUCAUUAGAUAUCUACAGAAGGAACAAAGACACAAGGUGACUCUCAUUCUACCACUUGUUUGUAAUGCUCAGGGGUUGUCAAUGACAUUGUCCCUUCUGGUGGUCACAUGCUCUGGAAUAUGCUGCCUUUGUCAGGCUGUGUGCCCUGUUUUGCUUUUCUGGCACUUUCAUACAAUGACGUCCUCAUACGCUGUUAUGUUAGCAGUCCUACUCUGACUGCAAGUUCAGGUCUGUGGUCAUGUCCCUGUAGCAGGAGCACAUGGCAAAGACACUACAAUCUUGACACAGGACUUGGACGUAAAGCAGAAACAAGCCUGAGCACUCUCAUAUUCAAAAGGUGACGUGUGUUGGCUUUAAGGAUUGUCCCUUGGCUUUUUAAGCUUGAGCAUGUCUUUGAGAGCAGAUUUACCUCACUGUGGUGGUGGUGUAAUGAUAGAGAAUGAGAACAAUGACAUCAAAAUGGCACAAGAAAAGAAGAGCAGGGGUAACUCAGGAUCAGUGCUCAGCUACCUCACAGGCCCCAAGUUCCUCAUAUAUGUCAGUGGAGCAUUGUCAAUGUGGGGUGAUCGUAUGUGGCACUUUGCCAUCUCUGUCUUUCUGAUUGAGCUGUAUGGGCAUAACUUACUGCUAACUGCCAUCUUUGGGCUGGUGGUGGCUGGUUCUGUGCUUUUAUUAGGUGCUCUAAUUGGAGACUGGGUGGACCGUAACCCAAGAAACAAAGUGGCUCAUGCGUCCUUGUUCAUUCAAAACAUCUCCGUGACAGUCUGUAGUAUGGUUCUUAUGUUGGUAUUCUCAUACAAAAAGUGGAUUGAGCAAAUCUGGGAUGGUUGGUUAACUGUGGUUUGUUAUACGGUGGUGAUCAUCCUAGCAGAUGUGGCGAACCUCGCCAGCACGGCCCUGAACAUUGCCAUCCAGAGAGACUGGAUAGUGGUCAUAACCGGCUACAACCGUGGCCACCUAGCUGGGAUGAAUGCCACCAUGCGACGCAUUGACCAAGUGACCAACAUUUUGGCUCCGCUGGCUGUGGGUCAGGUCAUGACCCUGGCCUCAAAUGUGGUGGGUUGUGGCUUCAUCCUGGGUUGGAAUCUGGUCUCCUUGAUUGUGGAGUUUGUCUUCCUCUCCAGAGUGUAUCGCAUUGUACCAGCGCUUUCAGUCAAACUGCCCAUAGUAGAGGAGCAGUGCUAUCUGGAGAGGAGGAAGGAAAGGAAGAGUUCACAAGGUAAGAUUUCAUUAAGGCAGACAGCGUCCUUCACUGAGAACACCAGAGGUCUGCAUUUGAGAGGGAGUACCAGCCUGCCACCAUGUCUUCAACGCCUGUGCAGGCUCCUUGGUACCUGCAAGGAGGGCUGGAAAGCUUAUUAUAGGCAGCCUGUGUUCCUGGCAGGUCUGGGCCUGGCCUUCCUCUACACCACUGUGCUGGGCUUCGACUGUAUCACCACUGGUUAUGCAUAUACACAAGGUAUCAGCGGAUCCCUUCUCAGCUUGCUCAUGGGUGUCUCGGCCAUGGCUGGCCUGCUGGGUACGGUUCUGUUCACCAAUCUCCGCAAAGCCUAUGGCCUGAUCAAAACAGGUAUGAUCUCUAGCUGCCUGCAUCUGUCCUGUCUGCUGUUGUGCCUGUGCUCUGUCUUUGCCCCUGGCAGCCCUAUGGACCUCAGCAUGUUAAAAGCGUCUAAUGCCUCAUACAUGGGAGGGAUGAAUGGAAGAGGACACAGCAGACAUGGAUACCUCCACGGUAACAACCAGCCUCUGUUGCCUGACCGCUCAGCAAUUCACUGGACCAACAAUACAGUACUGUUUGAAAAUGUACCAACAGGGCCAGCACCUGAGUCUUAUGCAUCCAUCUCUCUGCUGUUCCUGGGAGUCAUCACAGCUCGAAUUGGCCUGUGGUCGUUUGACCUGACAGUAACUCAGCUGCUACAGGAAACCAUCUGUGAGUCUGAGCGUGGCAUUGUAAAUGGAGUCCAGAGUUCAAUAAACUACAUGAUGGAUCUGCUACACUUCCUCAUGGUGAUCUCUGCACCGCAGCCACAACACUUUGGUAUUCUUGUCAUCAUCUCUGUGUUGUUCAUUACUGCAGGCCACAUCAUGUACUUCUUGUAUGCCUGGAAGGCUAAGAGGAAACAGUGCCUUCAUACAUAAACCACACUUGUGUAUGACACAAGGUGCAGACUCUGAAAUUGAUGUGUGUCACACAUGUUGCAGUGAAUAUUGAACUACUACAGCUGCCUCAAUGACAAUUCAUUUCACAUCUCCAUAUCCAGUUGCCUGUCUUUGUGCCAUUUAUAGGUGUUUAGCUCAGCUAUGGUGACUUAGAACAGGAAACAGUACCACCUCCUGGAUGUUGACAGAAGUACCUGUAACUUUGUGAAGUAUUCUGAGAGCUGUUGGUUCUCAAAGAGUCAAGGGUGUUCUCUGAUUUAAAGUACCACACAGUACACAAACAUAUAUAAUAUCAGGAUGAAUAGAUGGAUUCUAAAGGAAUUCUCAGUGGAUAAAUAGGAUGUGAUUCUUAAUGGAUUUGUGACUCAACCUCAAAUGUUUGAUGUUAAAUAUCACCGGUCACAAAAUGAAAAUCUGCACUGUACCUGUUAUGUGAUUUUGACUCACCAGGAAAAUCCCAAGAUUUCAUAACUGUCGAACAACAUAUGAACAAUAAAUGCAAAUCUUGAACUUUUCUACCAGCUCUUUCUCUCACUCUUGUUUUAUUCUUGUAAAGCAGGUUUGUAUGCCUCUGUGAAAAAGCAGUGUUUAAUCAACAGUCAACUCAUCUCACUUCAAGUGAUGUGUUUCUUUGAAGUUCUAGUUGAUAAAGACUCUUAUAUUUAGGACACA
Molecule: messenger RNA, 3987 nt
Organism: Pangasianodon hypophthalmus (striped catfish)
Lineage: Eukaryota; Metazoa; Chordata; Actinopteri; Siluriformes; Pangasiidae
Product: solute carrier family 40 member 1
Exons: 9
Coding region: 1543-3294 (583 amino acids)
Biological process (GO): iron ion transmembrane transport
Cellular component (GO): membrane
Molecular function (GO): iron ion transmembrane transporter activity
Source: RefSeq, a predicted model, not a curated record